GCCUUUUUAUGUAAACGUACAAGUGGACAAGUCAGUGCCACAAAUAUUUUUGAUGUCACAUUCCUCCGAAGUCGCCCGUCCGUCUGUCCGAUCAACCAGCCAACAGCGUAUUUGGCUUUUCGUCCUUCCCAUGUCCGCAAAUCAUCGCCAUCGUUGAGUUUGUGAGUAAGUACUUACUGGAUAACUCGUCCCUACACUACCAUCACCACCAACACCAACACGCGUAGACGCAGUAACAUGACUGGCACCGACAUCGACACCCCGCCCGACAGCACAUCCGACCCACCCACGGUCUCGUGCGAUGAUCCUCCCACUUGUAGACCAGCUCUGCCUCGUAUCAGGUCAUGUCUCAAAAACUCACCUUCUCACUCCGGCACUUCGACACCUCCAAACGACGACGAUGCCUCUCCGCAUCCCAUAAAGAAACACGUUGCGUUCUCCGAGGAGGGAACCGAAGAGGUGCAUGAGGCUGAUGAGUGGGAUAGGACGCCCGCUGAGAUACAACGUCUUACCUACGACGACGUCCUCAAACUCAAAAUGCUGCUCCGCGAGCUUCCCCGUGCAGAACAACCUGCUGACGUUCUCUCGUCCAAGCCAUUCGCAAACGUCUUCCUCGCCAAGGUACCUAUCCCACUUUUACCUCUCAACCCAACCGUCAUUUCGUCGACUGGACACAUGUCCUCGCCUCCGUCCACACCACCUGGUGCCAUAUCGCCUCCAAAGGCGCUUUGCCUCGCACGUGAUACCCAGUCACGUGAUAUCAAUGUGCCCUCGUCAUCGAUGGUACUUGCACCUCAUAACAUCCCCGUGCCUCCUCCUCCCGUAUCCACGCGACCAGCAUAUAUGCCUGCGCCUUCCACGACCCUCAAGUCAAACCUUCCACCUCGAAAACGAACAUUUUCAUUUGUGCCACUCUUAGAUGAUUCGUCGCAUGGACCGUCUAUCACAUAAUCAUAUAAUUAGGGGAGAGCAGGGGGUGCAGGACUGUUUUGGGACAAAAAACAAACUAAUAAUCUAAACUGUCUGUUAUGUAGGUUA
Molecule: messenger RNA, 1038 nt
Organism: Pisolithus orientalis
Lineage: Eukaryota; Fungi; Basidiomycota; Agaricomycetes; Boletales; Pisolithaceae
Exons: 3
Coding region: 238-951 (237 amino acids)
Source: RefSeq, a predicted model, not a curated record